AUGGCAAGGCAGAAUUCUUAUGAUCAGCGGAAAUGGCGUCCAAAGCAGGUCGCCGUGGGACGAAGCGUAAAGCGGAAGUCCUUGGAGAAACCGUCCGUGGAGGAGGACAGAGGACAGGACAAGAAGGACGACCAGGAGACACAAAGGGUGGUCAUUGAACACUGUAAGAGCUGACGAGUGUACGGGCGUAAUGCCGAGGAGGUGAAUCUGCCCUCCUGGCUGCCCACCCUGGACUGACUGUGGUCCUCAACCCCUGAGAAACCUCGCCGGAACAGCUUCGAGAUCACUCUGCUG
Molecule: messenger RNA, 294 nt
Organism: Larimichthys crocea (large yellow croaker)
Lineage: Eukaryota; Metazoa; Chordata; Actinopteri; Sciaenidae
Gene: selenoh
Product: selenoprotein H
Exons: 4
Cellular component (GO): Golgi apparatus
Source: RefSeq, a predicted model, not a curated record